Molecule: messenger RNA, 6414 nt
Organism: Esox lucius (northern pike)
Lineage: Eukaryota; Metazoa; Chordata; Actinopteri; Esociformes; Esocidae
Gene: palld
Product: palladin, cytoskeletal associated protein
Exons: 23
Coding region: 228-4562 (1444 amino acids)
Source: RefSeq, a predicted model, not a curated record
CCUGACACGGUGAGCGGUCAGACGCUGGGACAGAUGGGACAGCAGGCCACUCCGGAGGCACCUCUCAGUUGAACCUGGACCGGCUCACAGUCCUCCCACACACCGCCCGACUAAAAAGCUACUCUGCUGGAAGGAGACACCUCUGUCUUUCUCACACACACAUCAUAUUAAGAUUAUAUUGGAAGGAUAAGACUGGAACAAUCUGCCUUUGGAUAACAACUUGAAGGAUGCAGGACGGGAGCUGGAAUCGGUCCCUCCCCCCCUCUCUGCUAAUGAAGGAUGGGAGCGGGGUUCUAGAAGGGGAUGGGGGGGUGUACUCCGAAGCGUCUUCCGAUGGGGAUCUGUGCCUGGACUCAAUGGCAGAACUGAACACUAGUGAUGGAGACUUUCCGGACCUUACCGCAUUUCUUAGCCAAGACGAGAUCAACCGCAGCCUGGAUCUGGCCCGGGAGGCCUUCAGUGACGCAGAAGACCAGGGAGGCCCUGUCUCUCCUAUUUCCAGAACCCCGGAGCCGGCUCUCCGCUACCUCCCCUCCCUGGCCCCCCUCAACACCACAGAAUACCUGACCAAAAGCCCUAGCUUCCCCAACUCAGUCAAAGUCACCUCCAGCCAGAGCGUUCACCUGAGCCGGCCCGUGCAGGCCACCUGCGACGCCACAGCCUCACCUGAGAAGUUCGUCUGCCACAGAAACAUCACACCAGUCUACAAGCAGGAUAGGCCGCGGCUGGUCCAUGACGGCUUGGAGCUCAACGAACGAGCCGCCUCGGCCACUGAGUUCUGCAGCCGUGCCGCCACGUUUAUUGAGGAGCUGUCCUCCAUCUUCAAAGGCUCCAACAGGCUGGAGCAACAGGGGGAGGAAGACUCCUCCUCUCCCGACAGCGGCUACCUGUCCCCUAAGAGCCACCGGACGGCCACCCAGGGCCCAUCUUCUGCACCCCCACCACCUCAGCCAGGCCUGGGUACCCGACCAGCCUGUAUGACGGGUGGGUUGGGCCUGACGGGCAUACCUCCUCCGAAUGAGGCCGGAGUGCCGGUUGUCUCUCGUCAUGUGAGUGAGGGUGAGUUGAUGGGGGAGCAGCAACACGGUGGAGCCCAGAAAGUGGACGGAGAACUGUGCCUGCCACACUUCACCCAGAAGCUGAAGAGCCAGGAGGUGGCAGAGGGACACCCAAUCCGGCUGGAGUGCAGAGUAGAGGGGAACCCUCUUCCAGUGGCCAGGUGGUUCUGCGAGGGGCGGGAGCUGCACAACUGUCCCGAUAUCCAGAUCUGGAGGGAUGGUGACCUGCACACGCUGGUGAUCGCCGAGGCCUUCGAGGACGACACAGGACGCUACACCUGCGUGGCCUCCAACUGCCUGGGAGCUGACAACACCUCCGCGGAGGUCUACAUCGAGGGUGCUUCAGACUCAGACUCAGAAGGAGAAGGAUCUUCGUCCACAUCAGGAACCAUGCCUCAGGUCCAGAAGAAGACCACUUCUAUUUCCCUGUCCAUUCAUUCACCAUCAACCAAGAGCCCUGAGGUCCUACCUCACCGCUCCGCCCUGGUCCAACCCCUGUCUGCCCCCCCACACCGGGUGCAGAGUCCAGUGUCUACCCACUGUGGAGGCGAUGGUCCUGUUGCAGCGCCCCCUGUCUUCACCAAGGUCCUACAGGACGCCCAGGCAUCAGAGGGUCAAGUGGUGGUGUUAGAGUGCAGGGUCCGAGGCUGUCCACCUCCACAGGUCACAUGGUCCAGACAGGGGCAGGUCAUCCAGGACUCUCCAGACUUCCGCAUCCUGCAGAAAACAGAGCCGCGUUCGGCAGCCGAGCCAGAGGAGAUCUGUACUCUGGUGAUAUCGGAGGCCUUCCCUGAGGAUGGUGGUCAGUUCUGCUGCACUGCAUCCAACCGUUACGGCUCCGUCAGCAGCACAGCCCAACUCUUUGUGACUGGAGGGGCCUUCAACACCCACACAGCGACAUACAACUCGACCAGCAACGGCUUGGCCUCCGGGGACGACUCUGUCUUCGAGGACGCCCAGGCCUUCCCCCCACCCCCUCCCCCGCCGACAGAGAUCAGCCUUUUGGAGGUGCCACCUAAGGCCCAGCCCAGCGCCAGCUCCGAGGGUUUCCACGUGAAUGAGCUGGAAAUCUGGCCCCGUGUGUCGGCACCGCCUCCCAACAAGGUCCUUCAGAACGGCCGGGCGGGCAACCUGCCCCAGGCUUCCUCCAGCCUGCCUCCCCCGGAGCCAGCUGCCGACCUCCAGGGCCCGGCCAAGGUGUCUCCGCCCACGGUGAAGGAAGCUCCCCCGCUGCCCGCCAAGCCUAAACUAGCGGUGGACAUAGAGAAGGAGACAGAACAUUACAGGAACUCAGAACAGUUGAAACAGCUGCAGGAUCAGAUUCUACUUGAACAGCAGGAAGCUGCCAGUUGGAUCCAGCAGCAAGAGCAGGAAGUCCCUUCUCCGCAGCCCCAGGAAGUCCCAUCUCCGCCCUCUCCUCCUCUUCCCCCUCCACCCUCCUUCCAGGAGCUGGAGAGCAGCGCCAUGCAGACCAGCACCUUUAACUACGCUCGGCCAAAGCAGUUCAUCGCUGCCCAGAGCCCCGGAGGGACAGGCCCUGUUGGUGGCUAUGUCACCCAGUCCUCUGGCUCAUCUGGAUCCAGCCUGACCUCACCCCUCUCCCCACCCACCUCACACAAGCCCUUCACCAGGGUUACCAUGCCCGCCUUCAGCAAGGGCAGCAGCGUCGAGUCUCACUCCCCUUCCUCACCCUCUUUCCCUCCCCCUCCUCCUCCCUUCCUGAGCAACCAGAGCAUGUCCUCUCCAGCAGGCCACUCCCAAGAUUUCCCUCCUCCCCCACCUCCUCCUCCACCUCCAUGUUCCUCGGUUCUGUCCUAUUCCCCGGCCCACUCCAACAGCUCCUCCCCCUUCACCUCCAUGCCUCAGUCACCUGCUGGCUACCUAGCCUCUGUGCUGCCAGCUACGCCCACUAGCCCCUCUGUCAAUGCCCUGGGUCUUCCCAAAGGGAACGGAACUAUCAAUGCUUUUCCGCGGAAGCAGUCGAGAGGAACACCCCGCUUGGCCUCGGACUCUGACAUCCAGGGAUCCAAGGAUGCUGUUAUUCAGGACCUGGAGAGGAAGCUACGAUUCAAGGAGGAGCGCAUGAGUAACGGGCAACAGAGGUUAACCUAUGAGGAGAAGAUGGCUCGCAGGCUGCUGGGAGCCGACAACGCAGCCACUGUACUAAACACACAGCAACAGGACGAGGAGCCAAUCACACAGGACUCCAGUUCAUCUGACAUAGAAUCUGUCCCUCAAAAGGAGUACAAAGUGUCCAGCUUUGAGCAGCGUCUGAUCAGUGAGAUUGAGUUCCGUCUGGAGCGUUCUCCAGUAGAGGAGUCGGACGAGGAUGUACAGCAUGAUGAGGAUGCUACAGGCCAGGGUGGGGCGCCCUUCUUCCAAACCAAGCUCAAACACUACAAAGUGUUUGAGGGCAUGCCCGUUACAUUCUCCUGCAAGGUCAUUGGAGACCCCAAGCCAAAGAUCUACUGGUUUAAGGACGGGAAGCAGAUCUCUAAGAGGAGUGAACACUACAGGAUCAGCCGCGACGCUGACGGCACUUGCCACCUCCACACCGCCGCCGCCUCACUGGACGAUGACGGCAACUACACCGUCAUGGCCGGCAACCCUGAGGGGAGGGUGAGCUGUACCGGCAGGAUGAUGGUGCAGGCGGUGAACCAGAGAGGGAGGAGUCAACGUUCUACACCUGGACACAUCCGCAGACCUAGGUCUCGGUCCAGAGACAGUGGUGAUGAGAACGAGAACAUCCAAGAGCGUCACUUCCGCCCCCACUUCCUGCAGGCGCCUGGUGACCUCAUCGUCCAGGAGGGCAAGCUUUGCCGGAUGGACUGCAAGGUGAGCGGUUUGCCCACCCCAGACCUAAUCUGGCAGCUGAAUGGUCAGACCAUCCGUCCCGACUCCGCCCACAAGAUGCUGGUGAGGGAGAAUGGCGUACACUCAUUGGUCAUCGAGCCAGUGUCCAACCGCGACGCAGGCAUCUACACCUGCAUCGCCAGCAACCGUGCUGGACAGAACUCCUUCAACCUGGAACUCAUUGUUGCUGCCAAAGAGAUGCACAAGGCUCCUUCGUUCAUCGAGAAGCUGCAGAACACCGGUGUUGCCGAGGGUUACCCUGUGCGCCUGGAGUGCCGUGUGUCGGCUGUUCCCUACCCACAGAUCUUCUGGAAGAAAGAGAACGAGUCCUUCACUCACAACACUGACAGGAUCAGCAUGCAUCAGGACAACUGCGGCUACCUGUGUAUGAUCAUCCAGCCGGCCAUGAAGGAGGACGCCGGCUGGUACACCGUGUCGGCCAAGAACGAGGCCGGCAUCGUGUCCAGCACUGCACGCCUGGACGUCCACACUCAGUGGCAGCAGCCCCACACACCAAAGCCCAAGAAGGUGCGUCCAUCUGCGAGUCGCUACGCAGCGCUGACGGAGAGGGGCCUGGACGUGAAGGCAGCCUUCUUCCCCGACUCCAGCCCCCUGCAGCCAGGAGGCCUGGUGGAGAGUGAUGACCUGUAGACCAGCCGGGACCCGUGUGCCCAAACCACCCCUAGCGCCUUACAACUGACUUUUGACCCCCGUUCUCCCCAGACAUAUAGGGGUACAUUUUACUCCCACCCCCAACAGCCACAGAUGCUAGUGUUGAUGGCGGGCAGUGUCACACACCAUAUAUCAGUGAAAUGCGGAUGACAACUUAGGAUCAAGUGGUUAUAUUUUAUCAACUAUAUAAGCAGAGGAAUCUACCCUGGACGGCCACCAUGGAAAAAAGACUGUUUACAAAUGUCUGAUGGGGGUGUGAAACUAUACAAGACUUGUUGGCAAAUAAGUUCUUAAAUGAACAUCAUAACCAUACUCUGAAUGUCACCUCUGAAAGUGCCUGAGAUCUUUCUUUGUAAAAAUGAUAGUUAAAAGUUUAAUGCUGAAAGUAGCAUUAUUAUGCAUGUCACAAUCAAGCUGUUUGUAAUAGUUUAAGGCUGGUGUUCGUUUUAAAAUGUUUACGCAGUGUCAUUAUUUACAAAAUUCUUCCAACACACUAAUUCUGAACAGCAUACGAAGACCUAUGGGGGAGGGGGGCACAGUAACCAAAACCAAUUAAAUAUUUUGAAAUCAUGCGUAAAUACCGGAAUCGGGGUUUGAUUGAAUUAAGCCCUAAAUUCACGCCUUGCUUAUAGCUGUAGAGUCAGAGAUACGUAAGUAGAAAUGUGACACACUUGGAAUGCAAUUGAUGUGCAGUGAUAAGGGAUGGUUGGUCAAAAAGCAUCAGGGAAGCAUGUCAUGUUUCCCUGGGGUACGGAAAGACCCCCAGCCAGCACAAAGUUAUUUUAAAUGGGAAACAGCGUCUGCUAAAUGACUGAUAUGUAAAAUCUGGGUAUUAUAGCACAAUACGGAUAUCAACAGUCUGGUUAUAGAAAUGAAGAGCACCAGCCUUAUCAGGUUCUAGAUUUAGCAGUAUUACGAUUGAUGUCAUUAUGGUUGGGUUCUAGAUUUAGCAGCAUUACCAUAAAUAUCACUAUGGUUGGGUUCUAGAUUUAGCACAACACCAUAGAUAUUGCACAAGGCCGGGCCUUUUAUAGUACUUUUUUUCUUUUCUUUUUUAGUUAAUAUGACCGUGAAAGUUAAUACUGUAGUGACUUUGAAUUAGAGUUGUGGAAAAAAGAAUGUUGACUGAAUGACAUGAACACCAUUGAGAGCGGUGUUACCAUGACAAUGUCAGAGAUCGAUUGAUGGAGAAGCAGGGCCAUGACAGGCUAGGGGGGUACUGAAGUGUGAAAGGUGACUAACUGGGACCGGAUGGGUUUACCUGGGGCAGGACAGGAGGCCCAGAUGACUGGUCUCAGCCCAGUGACAAGUCACUUCCACGCUUAGUGAUCUGUCUGAUCAGUGAGUUGACGUUUUAAGGAGAGAAGCAUGUUUUUCUUAAUAGAAUUCAUUGCAGAAGAGGAAAAAUUGUGAUAAGACGAAAGACAAAAAGGACUAUGUUGACGAUGAUGAAAUAAUGGGUGCUGAUGAAACCAGUGGUUAUGACUGAUUCUAGAGAUUAUUUUCUUUAAUGGUUCAUUUUUGAAGUUUAAAAACACAUGAGACGGUCCUAAAAUGGCUUUAAUGACUUCAGUGAUCACACCACAGAUUGUACGCUUUAUUUUUAUAUGAGAAAAUAACUAUUUACUUUCCCAAGAAACUUGACAUAAAUUAUAUUAGAAAUUAUUUUCUUUCUUCUCCCAAUGACAAAACAAUCCUUUCUGUAUGAGAAUUUACUUCUUGAAACUACGUAUUGCCUUAAAAGAUUAUGGGCCUGUUUCUAUCACUGUGUUUUUCUGAGGUAUUUGUACCACAUGGACAAUUCUUUUUGACAAAUAUAGGCUGUGGAGAA